Adineta ricciae is the source of this 1863-nucleotide messenger RNA. Lineage: Eukaryota; Metazoa; Rotifera; Eurotatoria; Adinetida; Adinetidae. The record is from the annotation of a GenBank genome assembly.
AUGGAUAUGAAUUACAAUCACGUUGAACAUGGUGAUGCACUAGAGAAUAGAGCUUUAUUGAAUAGUUUCAUUGAAUUGCAUCGUUCUCAACUGCAAUUGUCCAAUGUGCCCAACUUUUUCUAUCCUAUACUGUUUCAUAAACUACAAAAUCAGAUUUUUGAUGCCGGUGAAUAUUUCAGUAUAGUUGAAGUUGAAAAUGACGAAGGCGAAACUGUUCGACGAAAAGUUCGCGUCACCGGUGAACAUAAUCUUCUCAAAACUGAUCCUUCAAUGAUCUUUCUUAUUGAUCAUGCAUAUACCUAUCGAAUCAACAACAUUCGAAAUGAACUGGAACAAUUACCCCAAUUAGUUGAACGACUUUCUCAUCUGAUGCUGAUACCAGCUGAUGAAGAGAACAAAAUCGAUGCUAUUAUUGAACGUAUGUGGAAAUUCAAUCAUACGUAUACAUUAGCAGUUGAUGGUGGUAGUGCGGAAGAUCGGGAACCUUAUUGGUACAUUCGAGAUGAAUUCGGUUCGGCAAUUGAACAUUCCGAACAGCCGAAUGUUCGUAUGGCACCAUUUCUUUCGAUGAUGGAUGGGCAAAUGUAUACGUUAUUAUGGGUCAUUGAUGAUAUCGAAUGUGAUGAUUCAGUGACUGUGGAUUAUGUUUGUGGAACACGGGAUGACUUACUUCGGCGUGCUAAACUUGUUCCAUGGACUGAUGAUGAUCUGACUGAAGAUGUUGAGUAUCAACAGACAGAACCAGACGAACAAUAUUUCAAUACUGGACGAGAAAGUGAAACACUUCCGUCAAGUGAUACUUACCCUGUAAUCGACCUUACAAAGUUGAAUCGAACAAUAAAGGUGUUCACUGACGUCGAACUUAUUCACAAUCAUCUUCUUGACAACCGUUUUCAAAUCGUUGAUAAUCAAUCCGAUGCUGAUAUUGUCUUUUCUAGAAAGCACUUCAAAGAUUUUAAGAAAUUAUGUGAAGAAACGCAACAGUUCAUCAAUCAAUAUCCAUUUGAAAAUGUGAUCAAUAUCAAAGAUCUUCUCGCGGUCAUCUGCCGUCGAACAUCACCAUUGAUCAAUCAUGAGACAUUACAAUCGUAUCCAUUGUGGUUACCAACAACGUACAAUUUAACUUACGAAUUGCCAAAGUUUAUCUCAUAUUUUCAACAUCGAGAGAACAAUGAUUUAGACAAUCAUUGGAUUGUCAAACCAUUCAACUUAGCUCGAUCGAUCGACACACACGUGACCAAAAAUCUCAAUGAGAUUAUUCGCUUGGCUGACUCAGGCCCAAAAAUUGUGUGCAAAUAUAUUGAUAGACCAUUGCUCUUUCAUCGAGAGGAUAGUGGUCUUGUGAAGUUUGACAUCCGUUAUGUUGUUAUCUUGCGAUCGUUAGAACCAUUGAAAGUUUAUGUUUAUGAAAAGUUCUGGCUUCGUUUUGCUAACAAACCAUAUUCGUUAGAUAACAAUUAUGAUGAUUAUCAAGUACAUUUCACGGUAAUGAAUUAUCGUUAUGCGCAGAAUUUAAAAAAGAUUACGUGCGAAGAGUUUGUACCUUUAUUUGACAAGCAACAACCAAAUCUCAAAUGGUCUAAUGUUCAGGAAAAUAUAUUCUCAAUGAUCCGUCAAGUGUUUGAACGUGCAAUCUUGAGAAAACCACCAUGUGGCAUGGCGCCUUGCUCUCGAUCACGUGCAAUUUAUGCAGUCGAUUUGAUGCUGGAUGAAAAUGGUCAACCGUACUUGCUGGAGAUGAAUUUCAUGCCGGAUAUUGAACGCGCUUGUUUGUAUUAUCCGACAUUCAUCGAUGAUAUAUUUCGUACGCUUUUCCUUGAUGAAAGCAGUAAUUCGAACGUAGUUGAUAUUUCAUCAAAAUAA